This is a messenger RNA of Hyphopichia burtonii NRRL Y-1933, 1068 nucleotides long. RefSeq lists its product as uncharacterized. The transcript has a single exon. The coding region runs from base 1 to 1068 and encodes 355 amino acids. The record is from RefSeq and is a predicted model, not a curated record. NCBI's taxonomy places the organism in Eukaryota, Fungi, Ascomycota, Pichiomycetes, Serinales, Debaryomycetaceae. Gene Ontology annotation, cellular component: Ino80 complex.
AUGGAUAAUUCGUCAAUGGUGCCGGAAGAUUAUAAUGAGGAAGAUGAACAAGCUGAAGAGUAUGAGAAUUUAGGAGCUAAAUACAAUAAGAAUUCGGUUGACGAAAGUGAUCUUUCAUCUUUAAGUGACCAAGAACAGGAGCAAGAGGGGGAGCAAGACAUUGAGCCAGAGGUGAGUGAUAUUGAAGGACUCAAUACUUCGAAUAUCGAAGAUGAACUUGAAGAUGAAGAAGACGAAGAACCGGAAUCCGAAGACGAAGAAGAUAAUUAUAAAUUAGAAGAUCCCGAUGAGAUCGAUGAGGAUUUGGAACUAAAAGACGAACUAGAAGAACCACCCAAAGAAAGUCAACCAAAAAGUUUAAAAGUAACUAUAAGUAAACCAAAACCGGAAAUAAGACAAGCUCCAGCAAGAGAAACUAGGAAAAGACAAUUACCAAUGUAUGAAGAAGAUGAACUGGACGAUUUCUACGAAGAAGAUGAACCAGCUAAACCCAAAAAGAAAAAAAUACCUAAAGCUGUUGUACAACCAACCGACUUGGAUGCCGACUUAAUCCUCACCGAUGAAGAAACUGAAUAUAACCCUCACGCCAAUCCAGAUUUGUCUAAAAUGACCGAAAGACAACGAGCCAGGUACUUAGAAGAAGAAGAAGAGCCAGAAGACGAAGAAGAAGAAAAGAAGAAGAAAUUCAUCGAAUUAGAUGAUUCUUUGAAUAAUUACAAAAAGGCCAAACCCAAAAAGAAGGAAACUGAAGAAGAGGCUGCGCUUAGAAAAGCAGAAAACGCCCGUAAAAGAUUGGAUUAUAAAAACAAAAUGCUAGAAGAAGAGAAAAGAGACACCUUAAACAAACUCUUGAAAAGAAGAGCUGCUAAAACAAGAGAAGUCAAUCCCAAAGAUUCUUCCCACGAACAUGAUUCCUCUACAAAAAUAGCUGAAAAACCAAGGAGACCCACCACCGACCAUCCGGCCAUGUCCAGAUGGAUAAACAACACCUCCAGCUUGAACGGUCACUCAGUCUUGGGCCUUGCCGGUACGGCUUCCCCGACUACCAUUGUCGAAGAACAUGUAUAG